Ilyonectria robusta is the source of this 315-nucleotide messenger RNA. Its product is annotated as kinase-like domain-containing protein. Bases 1 to 315 code for a protein of 104 amino acids. Gene Ontology annotation, biological process: protein phosphorylation; mitotic DNA damage checkpoint signaling. The record is from RefSeq and is a predicted model, not a curated record. Gene Ontology annotation, cellular component: nucleus. Gene Ontology annotation, molecular function: protein serine/threonine kinase activity; ATP binding. The transcript has a single exon. NCBI's taxonomy places the organism in Eukaryota, Fungi, Ascomycota, Sordariomycetes, Hypocreales, Nectriaceae.
AUGGCUACAAAGACCGGCACGACUGGAUACACGGCGCCCGAAGUUCUCAAAGUUGGGAGCAAGUUCCACGGCAGCUAUACCUCGAAGGCGGAUCUCUGGUCGCUCGGAUGUGUCGUUUAUAGGAUGAUCAAGGGGUGUCAAUUCCUCACCCACGAUGAUGAGACGAAAAGAGAAGCUGAACACAAAGUCGAUGACUUGGCCAAGGAUAAGUGGGAAGGAUUUGAGAGAGAAGCAAACUUGUUGAAGAAGCUGCUUUGCAUCGAUCCGGAGAAGAGGCCAACCGCCAGGGAUGCAUUGGAAAGUUACCAAAACUGA